AUGCCUCAACUUCUUAGCAGCAUACUCAACGUGUCCAAGGUGUUCCAGACGUAUGCCAAACAGAACGGGGAAUGCAGUUCACUGUGCAAGAAGGAGUUCAAGCAGCUGCUCUUCACUGAGUUGGGAGACAUACUCCGGAGACCAAAUGACCCAGAGACUGUGGAAACCAUUUUGGAUCACUUAGACCGAGACAGAAAUGGAUAUAUUGACUUUCGUGAAUACCUGUUGUUGGUGUUCCAACUGGUCCAAGCCUGCCAUCAUAAGAUAGAUAGUAAGUUGUGUGGAGAUAGAACUUCACCAAAAGAAAGAAGACGGGAAGGAACACAGAGACAUGAGUUUUCAGGAAACACAGACAGACAACACAGGCAGAGGCAUGAGGCAGAAAGAGAGAAUUCCCACAGCAGUCAGUCUGAGGGACAAGGUGAGAGUGUGCAACAUGAUAAGUCUCAGAAACAAGACAGGGACUCACACCUUGGUCACUUUGAGAAGCAAGAUUCAGACUCUAACUAUGAUCAUUCUGAGAGACAAGACACAGAUUAUAGCUCUGAUCAGUCUGAGAAAGAAGAUCAACACUCCAGCUCUGGUCAAAAAGCUAGUUAUAAAUCUAGCAGUGACCAGUCUAAAAGUCAAGGGCACAUUUUUGCCUUAAAUCAGUCUGAGCAAUUAGCUCAGGUUCCUUAUUAUGGUCAGUCCAAAAGAUUUGGACAACAAAUCAGCCAUGGCCAGCCUAGAAGACUCAGACAAGACUCUUGGUCUAGCCAGACCAGUCAACAAGGAUCUAGUUCAUAUGAACAAUAUGGAAGGCAUCAGGAAUCAGGCCACAGUCAGACAGACAGACAAGGACAGAGUUCCCACUAUGGUCAGACAGACAGACAAGGGCAGAGUUCUCACUAUGGUCAAAUAGACACACAAGGCCAGGUUUCUCACUAUGGUGAGACAGACAGACAAGGACAAAGUUGUCACUAUGGUGAGACAGACAGACAAGGCCAGGAUUCUCACUAUGGUCAGACAGAUGGACAAGGACAGAUUUCUCACUAUGGUCAGACAAAUGGACAAGGACAGAUUUCUCACUAUGGUCACACAGACAGACAAGGACAGAGUUGUCACUAUGGUCAAACAGAUGGACAAGGCCAGGUUUCUCACUAUGGUCAGACAGACAGACAAGGACAGAUUUCCCACAGUGGUCAGACAUACAGACAAGGACAGAGGUCCCACUAUGGUCAGACAGACAGACAAGGACAGGUUUCUCACUAUGGUCAGACAGAUGGACAAGGACAGAUUUCUCACUAUGGUCAGACAGAUGGACAAGAACAGAUUUCCCACUGUGGUCAGACAGACAGGCAAGAACAGAUUUCCCAUGAUGGUCAAACAGACACACAAGGCCAGGUUUCUCACCAUGAUCAGACAGAAAGACAAGGACAGAUCUCUCACUAUAGUCAGACAGACGGACAAGGCCAUAUUUUCCAUCGUGGUCAGAUAGAUGAACAAGGACAGAUUUCCCACUAUGGUCAGACAGAUAGACAAGGCCAGGUUUCUCACUAUGGUCAGACAGAUGGACAAGGGCAGAUCUCCCACAGUGAUCAGACAGACAGACAAGGACAGAUCUCUCACUAUAGUCAGACAGACAGACAAGGGCAGAUCUCCCACAGUGAUCAGACAGACAGACAAGGACAGAUCUCUCACUAUAGUCAGACAGAUGGACAAGGCCAUAUUUUCCAUCGUGGUCAGAUAGAUGAACAAGGACAGAUUUCCCACUAUGGUCAGACAGACAAACAAGGACAGAGUUCUCACUAUGGUCAGACAGACAGGCAAAGACAGAUUUCUCACUAUGGUCAGACAGACAGGCAAGGACAGAGGUCUCAGUAUGGUCAGACAGACAGACGAGGACAGAGCUCUCAGUAUGGUCAGACAGACAGACAAGGACAGAGCUCUCAGUAUGGUCAGACAGACAGACGAGGACAGAGCUCUCAUUAUGGUCAGACAAACAGACAAGGACAGAGCUCUCACUAUGGUCAGACAGACGGGCAAGCCCAAAGUUCUCACUGUGGUCAGUCACAGAUUGGGAAAACUGAAAUUCAAGGGCAAAACAGGUACUUCCAAGGGACUGGGGGAACAAGAAGAGAUUCGUAUGUUGAACGAUCUGGAAAGUCAGGGAGACUAAGUCGCCAGACUUCAGGUGGAGAAGUGAAUCAAACCCAGAGACAGAGAGUCUGGUCUAGAGGGGAGCAGCAAACCAGUUACCAAACACGGACGCCUGAGAAGAAUAAUCAGCACAAACUCUUAGCUCAAAUCCAGCAAGAAGAGCCACACUUCCACAAAGAGAGAGACUGGCAAUCAGACAGCAGUGAGCAGGGCCACUGGGCAGAGGAAGAGCAUCAUCAGUGCUGGGGAAGGCACAGUCAUGAGGAUCAGGAAAGUCUAUGUGAGAUCCAUGACAGGAAAACCCAUGAAGAGAAGCAAAGCCAUCAGACAAGAGAUGGGAAAACUCAUGGGGAUGAGCAGAACUACCAGAGACAGCACAGGAAAACUCAUGAAGAAAAGCAACAUCAUUAUCAACAACAGGGUAGACAAACCCAUGAAGAUGAGCAGAACCACCAGAGAAAACACAGGCAAACCCACAAAGACCAAACUUGUCACCAAGAGUGGGAUAAACAAACCAAUGAAGAAAAAGAGAGGCAUCAAGCGUCCCAAGAUCAACAAUCCAAAGGCUAUUCCAGCAGAGAGAAAUCCCACAUGAAUGAAGAUAACCAGAGCCUCACAGGGAAGUGGCUCACAGAUGACAGUGGUUCACAGGGAAGACAUUUUCAUCCAACCCAGAGUGGUGGGAGGUCCCAAAGAAGAAAACAAGCUGGAAACCACGUCACCAAGGUAGCUAAUAUCCCCAACCCCCUCUAUGACUAUGUACGAGAGCAGACGUCAUAUCAGCACUAG
Molecule: messenger RNA, 2931 nt
Organism: Nannospalax galili (Upper Galilee mountains blind mole rat)
Lineage: Eukaryota; Metazoa; Chordata; Mammalia; Rodentia; Spalacidae
Gene: Rptn
Product: repetin
Exons: 2
Coding region: 1-2931 (976 amino acids)
Cellular component (GO): cornified envelope
Molecular function (GO): transition metal ion binding; calcium ion binding
Source: RefSeq, a predicted model, not a curated record